AUGUUACUGAUUGUGGAUAGAUACGUCGGAAUUAAUCCUAUGCAAAUUGAACAACCUUCUUCAAUCAGUUUUGUGAGAAUUGCUUUAAAAAAUAUCAGUGAAACGCAAUAAAAUGUUCAUCAAAGGCGGUUUUGUUGUUUUUAGCAUUCUUCUUGGACUCCUUAAACUAUCAGAGCAGAAAGAAACAUUAAAGAUCACAGUUUACUAUGAAACUUACUGUCCAGAUUCAAUUGGUUUCAUACAAAAACAGCUGACUCCACUUAUGGGAGAGUUCAACAAAUACCCUGACUGGCUUGAAAUAGAUCUUGUCCCCUUUGGUUUUGCUAAGGAGGUUGCACACUUGGAGUUUGAAUGUCAACACGGACCAAAGGAAUGUUUGGGUAACAAACUGAAUGCUUGCGCUAUCAAAAGUUUAGUGACUCACUCUAAGAAACCCCACUACUUGAAACUUAUCAACUUCAUAUACUGCACCAUGAAUGCAGAAAACCAGAUAAAAGCUGCAUACAAGUGUGCUCAACAAACUUCGGUCAACUACGCAAGAAUGAUCCGUUGUUAUGUGGAUGGGACAGGAGACAAGCUUAUAGAGGAUUAUGGGUACAGGACUGCAGCAUUGAACCCUACUCUUUCAUGGGUACCCACCAUCGUCUUCAAUGACGUGUUCAACAAAACAGAAAGUGAUGAAGCUCAACAAAAUCUGUACGGCGUAGUUUGCAGAUACAAUCCUGACGCUUGCACUUAAGAAAUAUCAACUUGGAAAUUAUAGGAAAAAGUUAUACUAAGCCAAAAUAUUAAAUAAAGGACAAAAAUAUAUACAAUUAUAUUAACUUGGAUCUAUAGAUAUAUAAUAUAUUAUGCUUGUAUGUACCACUUGCCUUUAUUUUUAUGUGACUGUGAAAAAUAAAUUUAUUAAAAUGCUUGUCAUGUAAUAA
This is a messenger RNA of Macrosteles quadrilineatus (aster leafhopper), 929 nucleotides long. Its product is annotated as GILT-like protein 1. Gene Ontology annotation, molecular function: oxidoreductase activity, acting on a sulfur group of donors, disulfide as acceptor. The transcript has 6 exons. Lineage: Eukaryota; Metazoa; Arthropoda; Insecta; Hemiptera; Cicadellidae. The record is from RefSeq and is a predicted model, not a curated record. The coding region runs from base 113 to 739 and encodes 208 amino acids.